Molecule: messenger RNA, 1854 nt
Organism: Synchytrium microbalum
Lineage: Eukaryota; Fungi; Chytridiomycota; Chytridiomycetes; Synchytriales; Synchytriaceae
Exons: 11
Coding region: 1-1854 (617 amino acids)
Cellular component (GO): endoplasmic reticulum
Molecular function (GO): protein disulfide isomerase activity
Source: RefSeq, a predicted model, not a curated record
AUGAUUAUAUCGUGGAGAUCGUCGAUUUUGUCGCUAUUGCUCGCUGUAUUGGCGUCUAAUUGUCAGGCAGACACCCGACAAGAAAUUGAAAUAGCCUUCAACGAAGCCGAGAAGUCAAUUGCGUUUCUGGAUGCAGGGAACUUUACAGAAGUCACUUCCAAUGGAUUGUAUCUACUGUUUAUGGGUGCUAAAUGGUGUCGGCACUGUCAAGUUUUGACUCCGAAAUGGCUCGUAUUGCAACAAAAAGCUGCCGAUCUGGAAGAAGAUGAUAUUCAUGUGCGCAAACUAGAGUGCACGUCACGAGAAAACGAAGAUUUCUGUGCCAAUAAGAUGAAAAUACAGGCAUAUCCUACAAUACGUCUCUUCUUCAAAGGAUCAGCCGUUCAAGAUUAUUCUGGCCCACCAGAGACAGACGCUUUAUACGCCUUCUUGAUGGAAAAGGCUAAUCAAUUCAUACCAAACCAAAAACGUCAACAACCUGUUAUUGCUGUUGAAGAAGACAAGGGUCAAAAUGCGGUCAAGGAUGUCAAAGUCGUCUCAGAGGUUGACAAUACGAAUCUCGGGGUCGAGUCUGCUAUUAUUCAAAUACAAAACGUGCUGGAUCUGCAUAGAUCAAGCAGCUCCCCUGAUGCGAAUCCUAAUGGAGAGAUUGCACACAUGACGUCUGCUACGUUCAAUGAGAUAGUGAAAUCUGGGCCGGCGUUUGUGAUGUUUCAUGCUCCAUGGUGUGGCCACUGUAAAAAGCUUGCACCUGUUUGGGAAGCCUUUGCUGAUUCCAUGAAGAACAAGUUGAAUGUUGCCAAAGUUGAUUGCACUGUCGAGUCAGUGCUCUGUAAAAAACAAGGUGUAAUGGGAUACCCUACUCUGAAAUAUUUCGGAGGCGGAGAGGUCUUGGAGUAUUCGGGUGGAAGAACUUUGAGUGCUCUUCAAGACUAUGUUGAAAACUCUAUGACGGCUACGUCCGUACAUCCAGUCAAGUAUAAUGAAGUCAAAGGCCUUCUGAAGAUGGAUGAAAUUGCUUUCUACUUUGUCUACGACUAUAGGAGUCCUCCCUACAACGGACAAGAACUGAUGCUUGGAGUUCAGAAACUAAGAGGCGACGUGAAAAUAUAUGUGUGCCCAGAUAUUCGAGCAUUAACCGUGUUGGGUGUGACACGACAUAAUCCUUCAGAUCCCUUACUGGUCGUUGCAAAAGACUAUGGAAGUGAAAUGGAAGCUUAUGAUUCAACAUGGUCAGUUGGAUCUGUGAUAGAAUGGAUCAAGGCAAAGAGAGUGCCGCUCGUCAUAGAAUUAGAUCACACCACUUCGAAUGAUAUUUUAGCUAGUGGAAAAAUGGUAGUAAUGGGAUGCAUGAUACAAUCAGAUCCUGAAUCUGCCGAUCUGAUGAAGGCUAUGCGUGAUAUAGCCAAGUCUUGGAAUCGAUAUGUCGCUGAGGUGGGACUGACUGUAUCACGGCCUAUAGUAUUCGUGUGGCUUGAUGGUGCUCGUUGGGCUGCGUAUCUGAGUCGAACGUACGCGUUGGACUCGAGAAAUUUGCCGCGUCUUCUCAUAGUCGAUACGAAGUCGGAAAUGUAUUAUGAAACUCAAAGUAAAGGAAAGCUACUCGAGUUUGAAGGACAAAGCACGACCACUGCCUUGUCGGAGAUACUUGCAGGAAAACUGUCUGGAAAGAGUUCAGGAGGAUACUUUGGAUGGUUUAUGAAGACUAUCAUCUACAUUUUCUCACCUCUAGGUAUGAUGAUCCUAAACCAUCCCAUCCUCAUGACUAUUUUUGGAGUUGCACUCAUUCUAUCUAUUAUCUACCUCGUAUUUACGGGAGAUCACGAUGUAAUUAGAGACCCUAAAGCUGAAUAA